AUGUCUCAACGAAUGUUUGAUUUCCAUGGCGACGACCAAGCCUACAUCUCUUUCCUCGAGUGUCAGCUGAUCAGUGCUCAAUGGGCUGGUUUUAUGGAAUUCCCCAAUACUGCGAGGGGAGAGAUCUUGCAGGAGGUGUCUUCGACGAACAGCGUCCAGUUCGUGCCAUACACCCCCUCAACGUCUCAUGCCCGAUCCAGCAACCCUGGGCAAAAUGAGCUACCAUGGAAGCGACAACUUGACAGCUUUAUUUCCGCUCUUCCCACCGAGAAAACCUGGAGCGAGGCGAGGAAAAGAGCUGGAAUCGACACCCCAAUCAGAAACCAACUGGCAGUGCGACUGAUGCUAGGUCACACUAACCAUGCUACGUUUCGCUGGGUCCAACAAACUGCGUCGAUUUCUCGAACACUUCCAUCGGAGGACCAGGACCUUGUGCGAAGAGGCUACCAAUAUGCACAAUUCAUUAAUCGCUGUGCGGGUGACCUCAGCUUCAAGACAUCCGUGGUGUCCUUCCAGCAAUUGAUAUUUGUCAGCUACUGCACGGUAUUGAUUCAAUUUGGAGUAACGAAGGAUACGGUAAACGAUAUGAUGAGGCGAUACAUCGACCGGAACAACGAUGAUAGCACCCUCGAGGGCUAUCGUCGUGGAGUGGUGUGGAUCAAUCGAUGCAUUGCAGCUCUUCUUGCCAAUGGCUGGGGGCACAAAAGCUGGGAGAUCUUCUUGCUGGAGAAGCGGUCGCUGGCACAAUUCGCCCGCUUCGCAGCCUACGACGCGCAAAGUUAUAGAACGCUGGUGCAGCGGCUACAGAAAGCCAAUGUUCCGUUGCAAGAAGACGGCUGGACACCAUACUCUAUUCCCUGUAUCGUGCAGUGUUUAGCGGGCAACAACAUUGAAUUGUGGCGCAUAUGUCAUAUUCUUGGCUACGGGCCGCUCCAGGAAUCCCCCGUGUUAUCUCUGUCCCCAGGGUUCAUGUAUUCCUUCAAACAAUUGGCUGGUGAGCCAGCCGAGCCAUCGGUUGGUACCAGCCUACCACCAGCAAAGGCUCCGCUGGAGUGA
Penicillium antarcticum is the source of this 1056-nucleotide messenger RNA. RefSeq lists its product as uncharacterized. The transcript has 3 exons. The coding region runs from base 1 to 1056 and encodes 351 amino acids. The record is from RefSeq and is a predicted model, not a curated record. Lineage: Eukaryota; Fungi; Ascomycota; Eurotiomycetes; Eurotiales; Aspergillaceae.